AAAAUUUUAUGUACUUUUUCCUACUCCAAUUUUGUUUCUUUAUCUUACAUGUGUAAACUAGAAACAAACUAAUGUCGGAAAAUUUUUCACAUAAGGGAUUUUAGUGUUAUUAAGUUUUUAGUUAGAGUGUUUUUUUUAGGGUUUUGUUCUGUUACGUCGUAUUUGUCUUCCGGUUUGUAGAAAUGGGCAUUGACAUCAACCACAAGUAUGACCGCAAGGUCAGGAGGACAGAACCUAGGUCUCAGGAUGUCUACCUUAGGCUUCUCGUUAAGUUGUACCGGUAUUUGGCCAGGAGGACGAAGAACAAGUUCAACCAGAUCAUUCUUAAGAGACUGUUCAUGUCCAGAAUCCAUCGCCCUCCAAUCUCAUUGUCACGCAUUACGCGUCACGUGAAGAAAACUGGCCGUAAGGACUUGAUCACGGUCGUGGUUGGGACUGUCACGGAUGACCAGAGGAUUUUCAAGAUCCCAAAACUGACGGUGUGCGCCCUGAGAGUGACGGAGAAGGCCCGGGCUAGGAUCCUGAAGGCUGGCGGAGAGAUCAUCACAUUCGACCAGCUGGCUCUGCGCUCUCCCCUUGGAAAGAAGACUUUUCUUAUCCAAGGUCGCCGCAAGGCUCGCGAGGCCGUCAAGCACUUUGGCCUGGCCCCGGGUGUGCCCCACAGCCACACCAAGCCGUACGUCCGCUCCAAGGGACGCAAGUUCGAGCGGGCCCGUGGUCGCAGGCGCAGUUGCGGCUACAAGAAAUAAACAUGUGCAAGUGGUGUGCAUUUGUCAUCUAUGUAAUCUGUGGGUUUUGUGCUGAAAGUAAUAAACAGCUUUAAGUAGGA
Bacillus rossius redtenbacheri is the source of this 829-nucleotide messenger RNA. It is a transcript of the gene RpL18, whose product is annotated as large ribosomal subunit protein eL18. The record is from RefSeq and is a predicted model, not a curated record. Gene Ontology annotation, cellular component: cytosolic large ribosomal subunit; ribosome. The transcript is spliced from 5 exons. Gene Ontology annotation, molecular function: structural constituent of ribosome; RNA binding. Lineage: Eukaryota; Metazoa; Arthropoda; Insecta; Phasmatodea; Bacillidae. Gene Ontology annotation, biological process: translation. The coding region runs from base 183 to 749 and encodes 188 amino acids.